This is a messenger RNA of Brassica napus (rape), 2781 nucleotides long. RefSeq names its product agamous-like MADS-box protein AGL12. The coding region runs from base 1851 to 2489 and encodes 212 amino acids. Gene Ontology annotation, biological process: positive regulation of transcription by RNA polymerase II. NCBI's taxonomy places the organism in Eukaryota, Viridiplantae, Streptophyta, Magnoliopsida, Brassicales, Brassicaceae. Gene Ontology annotation, cellular component: nucleus. The transcript has 7 exons. The record is from RefSeq and is a predicted model, not a curated record. Gene Ontology annotation, molecular function: protein dimerization activity; RNA polymerase II cis-regulatory region sequence-specific DNA binding; DNA-binding transcription factor activity, RNA polymerase II-specific.
CAUUAAUACAAACCCCAAAAACAACAAACAAUGCUUUAGUGGCUUUCGUAUGUAAAGCUAUGUGCUUUGUAUGAAUGCUAGAUGAAUACUUAACAUAUAACGUAUAAAAGCACAUACAUAUAUUAUAUAUAAGAGAAAAGGAGGCUUGUGUGGAGAAAAGGUGCUUUAGAAAUUCGAAGCAGAGAAGGGAGUGGGAGAAUCUGAUAAUGAAGAUUAUAUAUAAAGAGAAGAAGGUGGCAUGAGUUUGGUCAUAACUUUCACAGUUUUCUCCCAAGAAAAACAGAAACCAAACAGUAAGUGGGGAACCUCGAAGCUAGUUCAAACUAGUGGGAGGUUGAUCCACGUUCGAACUUCAAAUCCAAAUUUAAACACAAAUGAACGAUUAAUCACUUUUCUUUUUACAGAAUUUUAUAAAAAAAAAAGUAAGUCUUCUCUCUCCUCAAAAACUUUCUCCUCCAUCUCUCUACUAGUCAAGGUUCCGGCGGUUCUCUUCUCCGGUGGUCGCUGCCGCGUCCUUAGCGCGGCCGCCGGAGCCCUCUCCUUUCCGUUGUUGUCUCUCUCUUCUCUGUCUUCUCUCUGUGUUUCUCUGCGGCGGGUAUAACUCUUUCUCGGCGUAGAUCCGGUUUUUCAGAUCUGUCUGCUCUGGAGCUUCUUUAGCCGUGUGUCAGGAGGUGGCACCGCUUGAGGACGACGGUUGCUCCUUCUCGUCUCCGGCGACUGGUUUGUUCUAGGGUUUUCUGUCCGGAGAUUUUCAUCUGCUGAGGUCGAGUUUCUGUGCGAGUGGAGACGAAUGUGGCGUCGAUGAGGCUUUCCUGGUGCUUGCGUUCCUUUUCCGGCGUGAUUGUACGGCGGCGGUGCGUAAAGCUUCGGUGUUGGUUCAGAUCUACGAUUUCGCGAGUUUAGGGUCUUUCCCCUUUUGCUCCACUGGUGAUCUGUAGUGGAGGCACGUGGAGUUCUAUGGAGGUCGCGUUCUGCUCGAUCUUCCAGUGUUCUCCGGUGACAGCGUGUGGUUCUAGAGGCGGCGCGUGGUGGCGGCGCGUUAAGGUCCGGCGACACGUGGUGGUGGCGCGUGUUGCUGUUUUUGCUUCAUUUGCUCAGUCUGUGAGCAGUAUUCCGGUGUACCCGGUUUCCUCGCCUCUACCUUGGGGCUCUCGGCGGUGAGGCCAUUCGUCUUCCUCGUUCUGCCUAUUUAUGUGGGUGACUUUGUCUUGUUUUCCUGUGGUUGUGGUGAUUAUUCUCUAGUCUCUAUGCGGCAGUUGGGCACUCGGGUUUGCUGCUUCUCUUGUAGGUUCACUUCCGGAGGGUUAGCUAUUGUGCGGUCCGCUCUCUCUAUAUGAGAUUUCGGUUCAAGGGGUGUAUACGGUCACGAAAGGUCGGGUUUGGAGACGGCAAUUUUCAGGCCUGCUUUUCGAACGACGGCAUCGUCGCGUGAAGGCUCUCUCUCGUGCCGUCGGUGGUGCGUCUGUCUGGUUUGGUAGUAAGUUCGUGCUUUGAUUCUUCGAGUUGGUUUGUGUUGGGAUGGUUGGUUGGAAGCUGCAGGAGCCGUAGCUUCUAGGUUUGAGGGCGCCUAUCUCUCGGUAGCUCGUGGCAACCAGCUUCUUGUUUUCGACCUUCCGGCUCCGCUUGGUCUUAGCCUGUCUCGUUGUUUAGCUAGUUAAUAGGUUUGUUCACUCUUCUUCGGUUGCAUUUCAAUGUUGCUUUUAGUCCGUCUGUUUAGUUUCGAUUAUGCAUUCUGCUACUAGUUUCUUUGUAAAUUCUGUCACAAAUUGAAAAUUGGUAUAAUACUUAACAUUUUACCAAAAAAAAAAAAAAAAAUUUAAACACAAAUUCAAACGUUUGAUCAUUACACAAUGGCUCGUGGAAAGAUUCAGCUGAAGAGGAUCGAGAACCCGGUUCACAGACAAGUGACGUUUUGCAAGAGGAGAACCGGUCUCCUCAAGAAGGCUAAGGAGCUCUCUGUGCUCUGCGACGCUGAGGUCGGCGUUAUGAUUUUCUCUCCCCAGGGCAAGCUAUUUGAGCUCGCUACUAAAGGAACAAUGGAAGGAAUGAUUGAUAAGUACAUGAAGUGUACUGGUGGUGGUGGUCGUGGUUCUUCUUCUGCUACUUUUACUGCUCAAGAACAACUUCAACCUCCAACUCUUGAUCCAAAAGAUCAGGUCAAUGAGCUUAAGCAAGAGAUUGAUAUGCUUCAGAAAGGAAUAAGGUAUAUGUUUGGAGGAGGAGAUGGGACGAUGAAUCUUCAAGAACUUCUUUUGCUUGAGAAGCAUCUUGAGUAUUGGAUUUCCCAUAUUCGCUCUGCUAAGAUGGACAUUAUGCUUCAAGAAAUUCAGUCCUUAAGGAACACGGAAGGGGUCCUCAAAAAUGCCAAUAAGUACCUCCUCGAAAAGAUUGAGGAGAACAACAAUAGCGUAUUAGAUGCUAACUUCGCAACUGUGGAGACUAACUAUUCUUAUCCGCUAACAAUGCCAAGUGAAAUAUUUGAGUUCUAGAUCAUACGGUAUUUGAAGACUAGUCUUGCGAUAUCAAAUGAUCUUGGUAAGUAUAAUCAGUGUUGUUAAAUCACACAUAAUUAUAAUAAAGCAUGUGGAACAUGCUAUGCUGUUGAAAUUUCUGUGUGUUUUUUCCCUCUUAUUUCUACUUUGCUGGUGUGAGCAAUAUAAUGACUACAAGUAUGGUGUGUACUUAAAGUCUUUCUAAUUCUAUGUAUGAUUGAAUUUGUGGACUAUCGUUGCGUUGAGGAUACCUAGCCUCUUUUGUUUCAGUGUAUUACAUUAUUAUCCA